Molecule: messenger RNA, 1508 nt
Organism: Ochotona curzoniae (black-lipped pika)
Lineage: Eukaryota; Metazoa; Chordata; Mammalia; Lagomorpha; Ochotonidae
Gene: DDI1
Product: DNA damage inducible 1 homolog 1
Exons: 1
Coding region: 208-1407 (399 amino acids)
Biological process (GO): proteolysis
Molecular function (GO): protein binding; aspartic-type endopeptidase activity
Source: RefSeq, a predicted model, not a curated record
ACAAGUUACCUCCAAGAUCCAUGGGCUCCACAGCAGGUGCUGAGACUGGGAGGCACCCCUAACCAGCAAGUGGCUAAGCCUCCCUUGGAGGUAAAUAAACAACACACCAAGUCACCAGAAGCCACCAAAUCAUCAUCAGAGACCAACCCAGUCAGUGAGUGAACCACCCAAUGCUCUCUGCCCAUCUGUCCCUGCUGGACCCAUGACAUGCUGGUCACUGUGUACUGCGUCCGGAGGGACCUCUCGGAGGUAACCUUCUCCCUCCAGGUCAGCCCUGACUUUGAGCUCCAUGACUUCCGAGUCCUUUGUGAGACAGAAUCCAGAAUCCCUGCCGAGGAGAUGCAGAUCAUUUACAUGGAGAGACUCCUGGCUGAUGACCACUGUUCCCUGGGCUCCUAUGGCCUCAAAGAUGGUGAUGUCAUCGUACUACUUCAGAAGGAGAAUGUGGGACCCUGGCCUCCAGGACGGACUCUGAACCAGCCUCGAAUGGACUUCAAUGGGAUUGCAGUGCCUGGGACAUCGAAUUCUCGGUGGCAGCAGCCACCACCAUGGGGACCUUCUGCUCACCAGUCCCAUGGCUUGGCCUCUGGAGAGAAGAUGGUAUCUGCUCAAGACCUGAACAACCCCGCCUUAGUCCGUAGCAUGUUACUGUCCAAUCCCCACGAUCUGUCUCUGCUGAAGGAACGCAACCCUUCCUUGGCAGAAGCUCUGCUCAGUGGGAAUCUUGAAACAUUUUCUCAGGUCUUGAUGGAGCAGCAGAGGGAAAGGGCCCAGAGAGAGCAAGAGAGGCUUCGCCUCUACACUGCUGACCCAUUCGAUAGGGAAGCUCAAGCCAGGAUAGAAGAAGAGAUCCGACAGCAGAACAUUGAAGAAAACAUGAAUAUAGCAAUGGAGGAGGCCCCUGAGAGUUUUGGACAAGUGGCCAUGCUCUACAUAAACUGCAAAGUGAAUGGACAUCCUUUGAAGGCUUUUGUUGACUCAGGUGCCCAGAUGACCAUCAUGAGCCAAGCUUGCGCAGAGAGAUGUAACAUAAUAAGACUAGUAGAUCGACGGUGGGCUGGAGUGGCAAAAGGAGUGGGCACACAAAGAAUUAUCGGCCGUGUUCAUUUAGCGCAGAUUCAAAUCGAAGGAGACUUCUUGCAAUGCUCUUUCUCUAUUCUGGAGGAACAGCCCAUGGAUAUGCUUCUUGGACUGGAUAUGCUCAAGAGGCAUCAGUGUUCCAUUGAUUUAAAGAAAAAUGUGCUGGUGAUCGGCACCACUGGCACACAGACGCCCUUUCUUCCUGAGGGAGAGUUACCCCUCUGUGCUAAACUGGUAAGUGAUACUGGGCAAGAAGAGUCUACAGAGAAGGAGGCAACAAACACCAUUAAGCAUUCAUUCAAGGAUUCAGGACGCAAAAAGCAUUGAAGUGGGUUACAAGUGUGUCAUCAACUUAAGGGUGCCUCAGGUCCUGAAAAUUAUAAGAUAUGAGUUCACAGGCAAUCAUUAAAAACAUCAGUAACAACCAA